UAUUUGAGAAAUUUAAAACUAAGGGGAGUGAAUGUGAUAGAUAAUAGACUCCGACUCGGGUCGGGUUAAAGUUUAACAUUUAGAAGAGGAUUACGGAGGCGGAGUCGAAGCUCGAGGACCAUGGCGUCGACGUCGUUGGUACUAACGAUAGCACCUCCUCUGUUCAGUUCCGCCUUGAAGAAGAAGACGAUGACUACAGAGCCCUCAGUAAAAUUCAGAAGAAGAUGCUCGGGGAAAGAAGAAGUGCUUCUAGAAGGAAUGCCACCGGAGUAUUAUGAUGAUGAAUGGCAAGCUCGGCAGAGGGAGAAGACGAAAGAAUUGCGGCGGAUGCAGCGGGAGGAAGAAGAAGAGGAAGAGAGAAAGAUUGAAGAGUACCGUGAAAUCGGUUUGAGGUUGAAGGAAUUUCCUGAGGAAGACUUGAGGAAAGCUAGAAAGCUCGUCUCCAGCUUCAUCACUGCUGCUGAGGAAGUCGAAGAGAGAAUUGAAGAAGCUGCUGAGAAAGGAGAACUGGACGAGCUUGUUCUCAUGAUCAUAUGGAACCGCCUUGACCUCGCUCGCCGUGAUGACGAGAAGGACGCUAUAAGAAGUCUUGAUCUCUUGUAUAGAAGAGUCGAGGUAAUUGGGUUGAAAGUGAAUCCUUAUAUAUUUGGCUCAUUUCAGACAGAGAUCUUAAAACGGCAAGCAAGUCCUGCGAUGAAGCUGCUGAAUGAUCUUCUAAACAUGCAUGAUGGCUUUGGAGACGAUGCUUGGCUGAAAGACUGCAGAAAACGAAUGGCUGAGACAUUCCCACGGGAAGACCCCUUCAGCAUUCUAAUGCCACCCGGUUUCGACAUUGAUAUGCAUCAAGGACCGUUACGGUCGCUCGUUGAGACAGACAACACCCUUCUGAGAGUAGACUUUGUAAGAGAAGUUGAUGCAUUGCUGCAUGAAGUGAGAUUAAUAGAGGAAGACGAGGAGGAAGCUGGUAAGAAAGGAGACCCUGAAGCGAUAGCACGUAAGUUGAAGCAGCAAGAGAAGAAGCGAACCAUCCGUCAAGUUGAAGCCCUUCUUGAUUUGGCCCUCAACUUGAAGUGGUAGGUUAGGUACCAAGAGUUGUUUGUAAAGAAAAUACGAUACUAAUAGGAUUGCGGGAGCAUCAUGCUUUUUCUUAAGGAAUAUUGGUCAGAUCAAAAUUUUACCCGCAUUAUUCUGCA
This is a messenger RNA of Brassica napus (rape), 1193 nucleotides long. RefSeq names its product protein PALE CRESS, chloroplastic. Gene Ontology annotation, cellular component: proplastid; etioplast; chloroplast. Bases 121 to 1077 code for a protein of 318 amino acids. Lineage: Eukaryota; Viridiplantae; Streptophyta; Magnoliopsida; Brassicales; Brassicaceae. Gene Ontology annotation, biological process: leaf morphogenesis; cellular response to light stimulus; leaf development. The transcript has 7 exons. The record is from RefSeq and is a predicted model, not a curated record.